UUUGCAGUGACUUGGAACAACUUUCUUGACUUCCUGCAAAGAGGACGCUUUACAGCAUUUUUGGAGAAGUUAGUAAAACCGAAUCUGACAUCACUACCUAGCAGCAAGUGGUUUGUUCUCAGCAAAGGAGGAAAUUGCUCCCUGUCCGAUAAGACGCCAGUGAAGAAAGGACGCAUGCUAUAUUUCACAGGAAUACGGCUGAUUUCCAGAUAUGACCAUGUAUUUGUGGCUUAAACUCUUGGCAUUUGGCUUUGCCUUUCUGGACACUGUAGUGUUGGUUACAGGACAAGACACCUUUCCUUCCAUUCAAGGAAUGAACACAACAGAAGAGCCCUCUACUCUGCCUGCAGGUGAUCCCUUACCUGCUCACACCACUGCAUUCUCACUCACAAGCAUCUCUGAACGAGGAAAUGACUCCUCAGAGACCACGCCUCCUCCUAGCCCAGAAAGUACCACCACGGAAACAUCCCUGAACUCUUGGGAUAAUGAUAGUUCUCUUGCUGUGACAGGGGCUCCAGGAGAGAGGACUGCACCGAGCACCUUGCCUGCAGACACAUCUUUCCCACCAGUAACCACUCUCAGCCCUGCACACAGCAGUCCCGCUGCCUCACCUCCACACAUCUCCAACUCGACCACCCAAGACAAUGCCUCAGAUGUGUUCAAUGCGUCCACUACACCAUCCUCUCCGACCCCUGCAAAAGGCAUUAUCUCUACAACUGAUCUCACAACAACAGAUCCUACUACUACACAUAAGCCAUCAUGUGAAGACAAAUAUGCAGGUAUCUCUGUGCACUACGUUUAUAGCAAGGAAAAUGAAACGUAUAAUGCAACACUUAGUGAAGCGAAUGGUGUGUAUAAAAAGCAUCUCCAUGGCCUACAGGAAUGUGAAAAGAAGAAUAUCAAUAUAUCACAUCCUUCAUGUUACCCUCCAUUUGAAUAUUUAUUAGAGGUACCACCAGAUCAUAAACAUUUUCAGCUGAAUGAGUGUGUAGAACCUGAAAAGGCAAAUACUUCUCUUUGUUUAUGUUGGGAAAUCAGUAAAAAUUUUACUUGUGAUAAAAAGAAAAUAACAUAUAAAUUUAAAUGUGGUGACUUUUCUCCAUAUAAUGAAAGUGGAAGAUUUGAAAAGUUCAACCUUCAGCCCCAAAGUAAUUAUACUUGUAGUUCAGAAGUAUCUUAUAAUAACAAGAUUCUUACUAGCCAAAAUACAACUAUUAAAACAGAUUUUAGAGUUCCAGGAAUCCCUCAGAAUAUGAGGUGUUCUAACUUCAGUGCACAUAAAGGAUGGGUUACCUGGGAACCACCGGAAAAUGUUUUUCAUACGUUCACUCUUUGUUACCGGAAUCAUUCAGAAAGAUGCCACACUCUGAAUAAAACCACAAAUACAAUUAAUUUGGAAUAUUUGAAACCUUUUACAAAGUAUGAGAUAACAUUACAUGCCUCUGUCAAUGGAAGAGUGGAACGUAAUGGAACUGAUGUGAAAUGUGUAGCUGAAACAGAAGCAACACAUCCAAGCAAGGUCAAGGACUUACGUGUUUCAAGGAAGACAGAUAAUAGUAUGAAUGUGAGCUGUAAACCUCCUGACGACUUUAAUGGCCCCAAGACAGGGAAGUACCAUUUGAUAGUCAGUAUUGGAAAUAAUUCGGCUAAAAAAGAACUACAACAACAAAAGUGCAAAUUCUCGGUAGAAGGUCUUCAAUAUUCAACAGAAUAUACAUUUCAGGUUUUUUAUCACAAUGGGAAAUAUUCUGGUCAUCCAAUAAUUGUUUCACAAUCAACAUCUUAUAAUUCUAAUGCAGUGAUCAUAUUUCUGGUAUUUCUGAUUAUUGUGACAUCAAUAGCCCUGCUUGUUGUUCUCUAUAAAAUCUAUGAUCUGCAAAAGAAAAGAUCCAGCAAUUUAGAUGAACAGCAGGAACUUGUUGAAAGGGAUGACGAGAAGCAAUUGAUGAACGUGGAGCCCAUCCAUGCAGAUGUUUUGUUGGAAACUUACAAGAGAAAGAUCGCUGAUGAAGGGAGGCUCUUCCUGGCUGAAUUCCAGAGCAUUCCGAGGGUAUUUGGCAAGUUUUCUAUCAAAGAUGCUCGAAAACCCUUUAACCAGAAUAAAAACCGCUACGUUGACAUCCUUCCUUAUGAUUAUAACCGUGUUGAACUCUCUGACAUAAAUGGAGAGGCAGGGUCCAACUACAUCAAUGCCAGCUAUAUUGAUGGUUUCAAAGAACCCAGGAAAUACAUUGCUGCACAAGGUCCCAGGGAUGAAACUGUUGAUGAUUUCUGGAGGAUGAUCUGGGAACAGAAAGCCACGGUUAUUGUCAUGGUCACUCGAUGUGAAGAAGGGAACAAGAACAAGUGUGCAUUAUACUGGCCAUUGAUGGAAGAGGGCAGCCGGGUUUUUGGAGAUGUGAUUGUAGAGAUCAAUGAGCACAAAAGAUGCCCGGAUUACAUCAUUCAGAAGUUGACCAUUGCAAAUAGAAAAGAAAAAGCAACUGGGAGAGCAGUGACCCACAUUCAGUUCACCAGCUGGCCAGACCAUGGGGUUCCCGAAGACCCUCACCUGCUCCUCAAGUUGCGCAGGAGAGUGAACGCUUUCAGCAACUUCUUCAGUGGCCCUGUCGUGGUGCACUGCAGUGCUGGUGUUGGACGCACAGGCACCUAUAUUGGAAUUGAUGCCAUGUUAGAAGGCCUGGAGGCAGAGAGCAAGGUGGAUGUCUAUGGCUAUGUCGUCAAGCUAAGGCGACAGAGGUGCCUGAUGGUUCAGGUGGAGGCACAGUACAUCUUGAUCCAUCAGGCCUUGGUGGAAUACAAUCAGUUUGGGGAAACAGAAGUGAGCUUGUCUGAGUUACAUCCAUAUCUGUCUAACAUGAAGAAAAGAGAUCCACCCAGUGAGCCUUCCCCACUGGAGGCUGAAUUCCAGAGACUUCCUUCAUAUAGGAGCUGGAGGACACAGCACAUUGGGAAUCAAGAAGAAAAUAGGAGUAAAAACAGGAAUUCUAACGUCAUUCCAUAUGACUUUAACAGAGUGACACUUAAACAUGAACUGGAGAUGAGCAAGGAGAGUGAGCACGACUCAGAUGAGUCCUCCGACGAUGACAGUGACUCGGAAGAGAUGGGCAAAUACAUCAAUGCCUCCUUUGUAAUGAGUUAUUGGAAACCUGAAGUGAUGAUUGCAGCUCAGGGACCACUGAAAGAGACCAUUGGUGACUUUUGGCAAAUGAUAUUCCAAAGAAAAGUCAAGGUGAUUGUUAUGCUGACAGAGCUAAAGAAUGGAGACCAGGAAGCCUGUUCUCAGUACUGGGAGGAAGGAAAGCAAACAUAUGGAGACGUAGAAGUUCAUAUGAAGGACACCAAUAAAUCUUCAGCCUAUACCAUCCGUGCAUUUGAACUGAGACAUUCUAAGAGGAAAGAUCCACGAACUGUGUUCCAGUACCAAUUCAAUAACUGGAAUGGGGAAGAGCUGCCCGUGGAGCCCAAAGAAUUAAUCUUAAUGAUUCAGAAUCUCAAACAGAAACUUCCCAAGAAGAAUUCCACUGAAGGGAAUAAGUUUCACAGGAAUGUGCCUCUCCUCAUUCACUGCAGAGAUGGAUCUCAGCAAACAGGAGUAUUUUGUGCUUUGUUAAAUCUCUUGGAAAGUGCAGAAACAGAAGAAGUGAUAGAUGUUUUUCAAGCAGUAAAAUCUCUACGCAAAGCUAGGCCGGGAAUGGUUCCCACAUUUGAGCAAUAUCAAUUCCUGUAUGACGUCAUUGCUAGCAUCUGCCCUGCCCAGAAUGGGCAGGUGAAGAAAAACAACCAACAAGAAGAUAAAAUUGAAUUUGAUAAUGAAGUGGACAAAGCGAAGCAGGAUGCUAACUGUGUGAAUCCACCUGGUGCCCUGGAUAAGACUCCUGAAGGAAAUAAAGAGGAUGAAAGUUCUAAACCCACAAGUGGCCCUGAGGGGCCAGGACAUUCUGCCAAUGGUCCAGCGAGUCCAGUUUUAACUCAAAGUGCAUAGGAAAAGGCAAACAUGGGGCAACCCAAAACCUCACAUUAAAUGUUAUUUCUAUUUUUCUAGAACUAGAAAGGCAAAAUAGAUAUACAAUGGAUUAAUGAAGGGCAUGGACAAAUAUUUGUGGGAAGUUUCUAUUUUACAACUGUAGAAAAAUAUUUAAGACAGUUUAGCUGAAGCAUUUUGUACAGUCUUAUACUUAUUUUAAAUUUUAUCCAUCAUUCAGCAGAAAACAACUUCUUUGUAGUCUGUGUGUGUGUGUGUGCAUGUGCGUGUGUGUGAGAGGCAGACAGGCAGACAGAAGCAAAGAGGCAGAGAAAGAGAGAGAGAGAAAGAGGAUGAUUUCAAGUAAAUCUAAAUGCUCUUGAGAAACUUUGCUUUUUUGGUUUUUUUUUUUUUUAAGAAACAUAACAUUUUAUACGGAAAAUAUUAACUUUGCUCAAAGGUUGUAUUUUUUUAAAUCAUAAAUUGUGUGUGAGCUCUGUGUAAGAAUAACAUGUACAUUUCUAGAAUGACCUCAAGAUGGCCUCCUUGUUCUACUGAAAUAUAUCUUAUAAUUUACUAUGUUACUUCUAGAAAUAGACAUAAAAUAGUAGGUGUGUAUAGUUACUAUAAGAAAGUUAACUAAAUUAACAUUUGGAAAUCUUAUAUUCCAUAUGCUAGCAUUUAGUACAAUAUCUCAAGCUUAUUUAAUCUAAUUUAAAAUUUCAGGAAAACCUAUCUUGUUAUCUUCAUAUGGUGUUUACGAUUUUGCAACAUGGAUUGUUCUCUGUAUAAUAUGUGAAAUUCAUUGCUUGAUACUUUUGACCCCAAAUUAUAUGUUUGUUACAGUUGAACUUAAAUAAACAUCUUUAAACAAGCAA
Messenger RNA from Delphinapterus leucas (beluga whale), 4842 nucleotides. It is a transcript of the gene PTPRC, whose product is annotated as protein tyrosine phosphatase receptor type C. Gene Ontology annotation, molecular function: protein tyrosine phosphatase activity; protein binding. NCBI's taxonomy places the organism in Eukaryota, Metazoa, Chordata, Mammalia, Artiodactyla, Monodontidae. The record is from RefSeq and is a predicted model, not a curated record. Gene Ontology annotation, biological process: negative regulation of protein kinase activity; T cell receptor signaling pathway; protein dephosphorylation.